Messenger RNA from Xenopus laevis (African clawed frog), 2071 nucleotides. RefSeq names its product chemokine-like protein TAFA-2 (gene tafa3.L). NCBI's taxonomy places the organism in Eukaryota, Metazoa, Chordata, Amphibia, Anura, Pipidae. The transcript is spliced from 5 exons. Bases 452 to 853 code for a protein of 133 amino acids. The record is from RefSeq and is a predicted model, not a curated record.
GUCAAAGCUAGCCUAAUGCAUUUCUCUGUGGUACCACAGACUGCAUCUCUUUCAAAUAGUGAAAGCAGACCAGACAACAUUUUCUGAAUUAGCAUCUCUGGGACUUCUAUGCUCACACACAGCACACAUAAGGUGUAACCAAGUACCUGUACUUUACCUAGGGACAUCACCUCAAAACCACUUUGGAUUAGGGGGAAAACUCUGAUUUUCAGCAAAGCCAGAGCAACGAUUCAGAAACAGGAGUUUCAGUGGAGAUCCCAUUUUUGGUCACCUGCUUUAUAUUAUCAUACAAAUUUUGGAUAGUUUAUGGAUUAGGGAAACUGCAACCCUGGGUUAGGCAAAUUAGUUAAGUUUGCUGGUGUUCGAUCUGAAGACAAGAUGUGCUUUCCAGAAAAUAUGGGACUGUAAGGAGAUUCUUUGAUGGAUAGUGAUUUUAAAGAAACAACACAGAAUGGGUAGAAGAGAGAUACAACGCCUCAUCAGAUGGGCACUGAUUCUUACACUCUGCAUUUUAACUCUUUGGGGAAGGAUAACAGCAGCAUCGUCACAUCACAGAAUUCAUUCAGUUCACGUUGAACCGGGUACAUGUGAAGUAAUUGCUGCCCAUAGAUGCUGCAAUAAGAACAAGAUCGAGGAGAGGUCACAAACAGUAAAAUGCUCUUGUUUUCCUGGACAAGUUGCAGGGACCACAAGAGCUGCACCAUCAUGUGUCGAUGCUUCUAUAGUUAUCCAGAAGUGGUGGUGUCAAAUGCAGCCAUGUUUAGAAGGAGAAGAAUGCAAAGUGUUACCAAACUUUUCUGGAUGGAGUUGCAGCACUGGGAACAAAGUAAAAACAACAAAGGUCACCCGAUAGUUUCUGAAGGACAUUCAAUAUCAAUUUCAGAAGUUUGAAAAUGCCAUCAUGGGCCAACGUUACCUAUGGAAAUAUUGUGUACUCCAAUUUGAAGGAACUAUUUGUGAAACAACUGAUGUCAUCCGAUAUCACGUUCCAAAGUGACAUUUAUGAGGAGUGCCAUAAUGAUAUAAAAAAAACAAAAAAAAAUGACAAUGUACCUCUUAAAAGGACAGAACUGAUAUUUGAAGACUGUGCAACUUUUUGUUUUAUUAAGGAGACAAAUCUUUUAGGAUGUGCAACCAAAAAGAAAAAAAAAACAUCGUAUGUACAGUAUUAAAAAUGAAGGAUUUAGGGACCAACCUACCAACACAACAGCUUCCAUUUAAAGGCUUGUAUUUCUACAUUAUGACUGCUAAGAUAUCUCUUGAUUUAUGAUGGUAUAUUUUGAUUAGAAGCAGUUUAGUUCAUAUUUUACAUCAGUUUGACUUGAUAUACAUUUUCCUUCUCAUUAAGUGAAGAUGGACAUUAAUAUGGUUUUCUGAAAAUGUGUUGUAAACUGUGCCUAUCAUGCUUUAUAUUUCCUCCCAUAGCACUGGUGGAUGUGCAGUUAGAAAAUAUAAUAGUCCUGCUACCUAAGGUCCUUAGGAGUUCACAGAUCUUAACAGGGUUUGCCCCAAUAAUACAAAAUGAAAAGAAAAUAUAGCAUUAGAAAGAUAUCCAAAUCGUGCAUAUAAAUGUGUAGAGUGGGGAGCUACAAAAGUGGUUAUUUUGGUUGCAGAAUUUACACAAUUUUCCAAUUAUGUUUUACAUGUAUUUACUAUAUGGUUAAAUACAAAUACACAAUAAAAAGUACCAAAAAAUACACAAACAGUAUUUUAUGAUUUUAAAGCUGGUUAUUAAUGGUAUCGUUAAGGGCAGAUUUAGAUUUGCUUUAAUUAGCAAAGUCACUUAUCGCACUGACAAUGAAAUUAUUCUGCUGAGUGGUUCUACAGUAUGUACAUGGUUGUUCCUUAAUUGCCUAACAUAAGUGAGACCUGUUAAGAUAACUUUGAUUUGGAUUGACACUUUGCGGUUUUGGGUUAACCGUGCACACAUUAACAACAUUAUAUAUCUACACAUGAUCGAUAUAUUAUUAAGAAAACAUACAACAUUCCUUAACAUCUCUUUAAGGAACCUAAAGAAUUAUUUGGUUUAAAGCAGUGCCCAUACUUUACUAAUGUGGGGUCUAUUUUUAGU